AUGAAAUCAGAUUCUUUGGCAGUAAGUGUAUUUGUUUUUGAUUAGGAAGAAUUACUAAAUCAAGAACCCAAUAGGUCGUGGAGCAGGUAGUUUUGUAUGUAAAAUUGUCAACCGUUUAAGUAAAGUAGAGAUGGCUGCCAAGAUCAUACAGAAAACAUUAUAGAAUUCAUAAAAAAUAUAAAAUGAAGUUGAUAUUCAUUUAGAAUUGCAUCAUAAGAAUAUAGUGCAUCUAAUAGACAUAUUCGAAGAUGAGGAUAACAGUUAUUUGAUUAUGGAAUUAUGUGAUUCAGAUAUCUAUUAGUUAAUAAAAAAGGAACUAUUCACUGAAUAAUAAAUACGUUAUUAUGGAAAAUAAUUGGCAGAAGGCUUAUAAUAUUUACAUUCUCAUAAUAUAAUUCAUAGAGAUAUCAAAUUAGGUAACUUAUUAAUCUAGAAUGAUAUACUAAAAAUAGCUGAUUUUGGAUUGGCUGUAAAAUUAAAUAAUGAUGAAGAAGAGAGAAACACUUUAUGUGGAACUCCUAAUUAUAUAAGUCCUGAAAUCUUAAAUCAAUAACCUUAUGGUAAGAAAGUAGAUUUAUGGAGUAUGGGAUGUUGUUUAUAUUCUAUGGCUAUAGGUCAUGGACCCUUUGAAGAAAAAAAUGCUCCUUUGGGUGAAGUUUUGAGAAGAGUCAAAAUUGGCGAUUUUUAUUUACCCAACAAUUUCAGUGAGGUUUUUAAAGAUCUGAUCAUUAAUUUAUUAAAUUUAGAUGCUGAUUAAAGAUAUUCUAUUGAAAAGAUCAUAAAACAUCCUUUUUUUAUUGAAACCAUUCCUCCAAAAAUUUAGAGUAGGAAUCAAUCAAGUUCAUAAAUUAAAUAACUUCUUGAUCUAAGUCCUUUUGUAAAACAUUAACAUAAAUCUACUUGUUCUAUGAUUGGUUUGGAAAAAUAAUAAAUAGUAGCAUCUUUCUUAUAGAAAUAAUAACAAUUAGGUGGUAAGAAGUUAUUAUUUGGUCAAACUACAAAUUGUAAAGGUGGGUUAAAAUAAAAUUAUCAUCUGGAGAAUGUUCCUAGAUUUUUCUUACCUUAGGAAUCUCAUUCUAAUAAUACAAGUUGUAAUCAUUACAAUAAAGAAAAUAUAGAUAAAGAAAAUUACAAUAAGGAAAACAUUAGGGAUAAUAGUGUUAAACUAAUUAAACAUAAUUCUUCAAUCAUUAAUGUUUAUAAUGAAUCUCCUAUAAAAUUAGGGGAUUUAAAAUCAUGUAAAUUAUAAACAAAGAAUGGAUUAUUAUAAAUACAUGAAGAUGGCAGAUUUUAAAUGGAUGUAUAUAAUAAAGAUUUAAAUUUUAUAAUAUAAACUAAUGGAUAAGAAGUAAUACUUAUAUUAAUUUUUUAGGUUUUAGUUUAAAAAAAAGGAUAAAAACCAAAAUUAUAUCGAUUAAACGAACUACCAUAAAAACUGUAGAAGUUUUAUACUUAUUCUAAACAAGUUUGCAAUGCAAUAAGGGAAAGAAAUUAAAAACAUAAAAUUAAUAAUGAACAUGGAAAUUUUGCUUUAAAACAUACUAAAUUAGGAGAAUGUUAUGAAGGAUACAUAGCAUAGUCAAAAAUUAAAGUAUUUUUUUAUUAAUAUUAUAAUUAGAUUCAACACAUAUUGAAUUCAGAUACAAUAAAAUUGUAAUUAUAAAAUGGAUCUUUCAAAUCUAUCAACAUUAAUGAAUUUCAAGAGUUAUCUACUUAAGCUAAAAUGGAUCCAAGUGAAGUUUAUUCAAUUAAAAUAGCUCUUAAGUAUUUACCUCAAUGUUAAUAAUGA
Molecule: messenger RNA, 1789 nt
Organism: Paramecium pentaurelia
Lineage: Eukaryota; Ciliophora; Oligohymenophorea; Peniculida; Parameciidae
Source: the annotation of a GenBank genome assembly